This is a messenger RNA of Podospora anserina S mat+, 2031 nucleotides long. RefSeq lists its product as uncharacterized. Bases 1 to 2031 code for a protein of 676 amino acids. The transcript has 3 exons. The record is from RefSeq and is a predicted model, not a curated record. NCBI's taxonomy places the organism in Eukaryota, Fungi, Ascomycota, Sordariomycetes, Sordariales, Podosporaceae.
AUGCGCCAUUCAACUCCGACUGUAGCAGCUGAGCUGGCUUACGAGUGUCUUAACUCUAUCCCGCUGCACAAACAAGAAGCUCUUGAGCUUGUCGAUGCCAUUGAGCCUUACUUGGAAUGGCAGAGUGACUCGGCCUACAAAGCCGACCCGCCCGAGGGCUACUUUUUCCCGCCUUUCGAUAUGUUUUCUGCAUUGGCGCAGGUCCGCCAGAACUUGGAGGAAGACAUGUACGGCAACGAGUAUGAUUUUCAGGAGGAUCUAUACGUCUCGGUGUUUUGUCCCGGGCAUGAUGGCCAUUAUGUCUUUUACCCAGAUGCCUUAACCCGCGUCUUUGAAUGGAGGCGACAACGCGCUCUUGUUUCCGUCAGUGAGGAUGGGGUCUCGCUGCCAGUCAUUAAGAUUUAUGAGACUGCGUCGGUAGUCAGCCUCAUCAACGGCGUUGAUGCAGCUACCUACGUGGCGGAAACAAUAUACAAGGCAACUUACAACCGAGAUCCAGACGCCGCCUAUAAUAGCAUGUUUUACGAAAAGGCGUCUGUUGCGGUGGGGAGUCCGUUGGGCUUUUUUGCAAAGGGUGGCCGAGUGAGAUACGUUUACCCAGGGCCAAACACGACGUUCACGUUCGAGAAUGGUACCACUCUCUCGUUGGAGAAUGUUGCUGCUGUCAAAGCUGACAUGACCGGCGUGGUUGACGGCCCUUCUUAUUACGCUAAAUUCUGCAAUCCAGACGGUGGCAAUACAACUACUAUCAGAGAAAGCCCGGUUGAUGAGGCUGGAGAUGGGGAAAUUGCUGUUAUUGGCUACCCAAAGCCUGUGAUCAUCACUCAGGAUGGCGUCGUCUCUGGUUAUUUUCUUGAGGGUGAUGGCUUCGAAGACGUGGCAGUCAUCGCUGUUCUUUCUUUCGAGCCUCGAUCCCCUACCGAAUUUCAGGCAGUUUGCCAACGGUUCUUUUCACUAGCAGCACAAGAAGGCAAGACUAAACUCGUUAUCGACUUUCAAGGUAAUGGCGGCGGUUAUAUCCUCCAGGGCUACGACUUUUUCAGGCAGCUAUUCCCUUCCAUCGUCCAGGAAGGACUGAGCCGGUUCAAAGAAGACCCCAGCUUUCUCUCUCUUGCCAGCAUCGUCAGUGAUCUCGUGGCCGGUGUCAACCCUUACACAGAGCCGAGCGCAAAUCUCGUUCGAAACUACCAAAACUGGUUCAACUAUCGCUACGACCUCGAUCUCCACGACCAACUCUUCCCGUCGUUUGACGCCAAGUUUUACCCGCACAUCUACAAAUCUACCCCCUACACCUCACUGCUGCGCUGGAACCUCUAUGACAGCCUCACGACCAUCAACACGACCUUUGGAUUAGGCAUCGAGGUGACCGGCUAUGGUGCCCGAACCAACCUGGCGCAGCCCUUUUUCGCCGAGAACAUUGUUCUUUUAUACGACGGCACUUGCGCCUCUACCUGCGCGGUGACCUCCGAGUUCUUCAGCCUGCAGGCCAAUGUCAAGUCGAUCGCAAUGGGUGGCCUCCCGGAGCCGGGUUUAAUCCAAGGAGUGGGCGGCGUCAGGGGCGCGCAAGUGCUGCAGUACAAAAAUAUCUACGACUAUGCCAGCUCCUACCUACCCUGGGCCGGGAAUCCGUUCCAGGCUGCUGCGCUCUCGCGAUACUCCUCGUUACCGGUGAACAGGAGCACGUCGGCUGCGGUCAAUGCGAGGGAUGAGAUUUUCCCGCAGAACAUCUACGACGGGUUGCCGGCGCAGUAUGUGGUGCAGGAGUCGGAUUGCCGGCUGUACUGGACGGAGCCGAUGAUCAGGGAUGUGUCCGAGGUGUGGAAGGCUGCUGCUGAUUCGGCAUUCAACGGGGCGGGGUGUGCUGCCGGGGGGAUAGAACGAACAGAGCCUGGCAAGUGUCCACCGACGCCAGGCACGCCGUCGCCGCUGCCUGUGUACGGUCCGUGGCUGCCAGACCAGUACAGGAAGGUGAAUGCGCCGGUGGAUGAUGUGGGGUGGAUGGCCGUCCAUGGGAUGAAGGCGAUUCUUUAA